UCUCGCCCGCUUGGUAGCAUUUCUCUUCUGCUGCCAUAUCUUUGUUGCAUUUUGCAUCUGUGUUUAAUCGACAAGUCACUCGUUUCAUUCGUCUUUUUUUCCCCUCUCCCACUUACUCCCGACUGGUCCAUACUUCCCACCGUUCGUUCGCUUUCCUGGAGUCAGGGCAUGUAGGAGAAAAUUGGGUGCCAUUCUUAUCUUUUGGAGUCGCGCAAUUACCGGUGCAGACCACUUUCCUGAUGUUCAUCACGGAAAUGCAGCGCUCGGCGAUUCUCAUCCUAUCGUUGCUGAGCGUCACUGUAUUCGGCUGGCCGUACGAUGAAUCACUCGUUGACUAUAAUUUGAACGAAAACAAAACAGCAACACAUCCCAUCGAUUACUGGGGAGAAUGGUCCGGUCACGACUAUCAUCCUUCGCCGGAUAACUGGCGCUUUCCCGUUUAUACGAUUUUCUUGGAUCGCAUUGCCAACGGUGAUCCCGCAAACGAUGACAUUAACGGAACCACAUUCGAGCAUGUGUUGAACUCGAAUCAGAUGCGCCAUGGAGGUGAUCUGGUUGGCUUGAUUGAUUCGCUGGAUUACAUCCGCGGCAUGGGGUUCAAGGCUAUCUACUUUGCUGGAACAGCUUUGAUGAACCUUCCGUGGGCCUACGAUGGCUAUUCCCCCGUCGAUACCACCCUUCUCGACAUGCACCACGGUACACUCGAGGACUGGCGACGAACCGUGAACGAGAUCCAUGAUCGCGACAUGUAUGUGAUCAUGGACAAUACGCUGGCAACCUUGAGCAACUUGAUCGGUUUCAAAGGCCACCUUAACGACUCGGCUGAUUUCGACCCAAAAGAAUACGAAGUUGAGUAUAUCUCAGAGAGGCAGUAUGCGGACUUCCAUUUUGGGAACGAUUACAACGAGACUUGCAACUACCCAAGGUUCUGGAACGAGACCGGAUAUCCAUUGACUGGCGGAGGCGUCGAGGAGUUGAAAGGCUGCUACAACAGUGAUUUCGACCAGUAUGGAGAAUUGGAGGCCUUCGGUAACUUCCCCGACUGGAAGCGACAACUUACGAAGUUCGCCUCGGUGCAGGAUCGUCUCAGAGAAUGGCACAAGCCUGUUCGCGAUAUCAUUACCCAGCAUUCCUGCAUUGUGAUCGCGAGUCUGGAUAUCGAUGGUUUCCGGUUUGAUAAAGCUGUACAGUCCACUUUAGACGCCCUGGGUGAUAUGACGGCGGUCUACCGUGAAUGUGCGAAGAAGUACGGAAAGAAAAACUUCUUCCUUCCCGGAGAAAUCACGUCUGGAAAUACCUUCGGUAGUCUUUAUCUCGGUCGUGGUCGUCAGCCUGACCAGAAGCCCGCUUCAGCGGGCGCUGCUGUCAAGUUGACGAACACCUCGGAUGAGUAUUUUCUUCGCGAGGAUGGGCUUCAGGCACUUGAUGCCGCUGCCUUUCACUACACGAUCUACCGGUCAAUGACACGUUUCCUCGGGAUGGACGGUAAUUUGGUUGCUGGUUUCGACUUGCCCACCGAUUUCAUUGAGGCUUGGAACGGAAUGUUGGUCACUAACGACAUGAUCAACGCAAUCACGGGCGAGCUGGACCCGAGACACAUGUACGGUGUCUCGAACCAGGAUAACUUCCGUUGGCCGGCUAUCAAGAACGGCACCGAUAAGUACCUCCUAGGUUUGUAUAUUGUCACCCUGGAGCUUCCUGGUAUACCUCUAGUCCUUUGGGGUGAAGAGCAAGCCAUGUACGUGUUUGACGCCACAGCCUCCAAUUAUCUGUUUGGUCGACAGCCCAUGACCUACCACACGGCUUGGUGGACGCACGGCUGCUUUCACCUGAACACUUCCAAGUUCUACGAUUUCCCCAACGAGAAGGGAUUGUACGGCUGCCACGAUAUUACUGUCACUUACGACCAGCGGAACCCGGCCCACCCUCUUCGCAACAUCAUGAAGCGCAUGUUUGAGGUCCGCGAACACUAUCCGGCCGCCAAUGAUGGCUUCUACCUCGAAACCAUUUCUCAGCUCACCAAGGAUGUCUACCUGCCUGGUUCGUCGACCACGCCGACAGUUACCGGUCUCUGGUCAGUGUUGCGCAGUUACUUCCCAGGCGUCCAGAAGGAGUCGAAUGGGGCCAACAAUACCAUUUGGCUCGUCUACCAUAACGAUAACAAGACAGUGACGUACGGUGAGAAUUGCAGUAACAAGAGUUCUGCACUGCUGGCUCCAUUCAAGUCGGGCUCGAAGCUUAAGAAUGUUUUCUACCCGUAUGAUGAGCUCAAACUCGAAGACGGUCCCGGCGGCCAGGACUACGGCUGUUAUCGUGGUAUGAAGCUGCUUCCUUGGGAGUACCGUGCCUACAUUGAGGCCGAGAAUUUUAUUGAGCCUCGUCCUGCUGUCACCGAGUUUACUCCUGGUCAUGACGUGCGUCUGCUCUCAACGGAAGACCAAGCUCAGACAAUCGAUAUUUCCCUCGGAUACUCGAAGGAGAUGAAGAGUUGCGAUGAGAUCACAAAAGCAAUCUCCCUGAACUCCACAACGCACAAAGGCAUUACAGCUUCGCUAGACAAAUCUAGUGUUAACUGCACCACAAUCAGUGCGAGAACAAGCAAGGAAAACUACGUCGGCGAAAUCCCCACGAUAUGGACAUGGUCCGCCAAGUUGAACAACGUCUACCACGGUGUUCACCAGCUAACUGUCAAGAAUGUUACCAGCAAAUCUGGAAAAUACACCGAUUCUGUUGACAAGUUCUUGUUCCGUGUUGGAUCUCCGACUAAUCCCUUGAUCUCUCCGUUGAUGAACUACUCAACCUCAUUGGUGCACAAAACCGACAAUGGCAACAUCAUCGUCCAGCAUGAGGCUGCGGGUGCAGAUCAGUUCCGCUAUUCGACUACAUUUGGCCGCAGUUGGUCUAACUGGACUACGUAUGAAGGUGGUAACACCACCAUCCACGAACUUGACUUUCACGGCACGAAAUCUCAAAAAUGGAAGGGAACACACGUUCAGGUGCAAUACUUCUCCAGACUCACCGGUAGCAGUGCAUACGUGCAGGAAGGUGAUGUCGAUUGGGAGGAAGGUGUACCCCGUCGAUUCCCUCAUCUGUGGUGGAAUGGUCCGUACAACCAAUAUGGUUAUGAUUCUGGGCUGGAUGCAAAGAUGCGUUACGACAAAAAGGAGCAGCGCUGGAAGUACGACUUCGUCACCGAGUGGCCGUCUGUGGGACAGGUCAGUGUCUGGGGAAUGGGACCAGGUGGUAUUCCUGAUACCACAGAGGUCUAUGGCGAUGUCGAUAACUCGUCUGUGGUGCAAAAGCUGCCUCCUUCGUAUCUUUCUUCGAACGUGAUCAACAUCACUGACCUGCCCCCCUUCCCGCACCUUGGGUGGACGAUUUCGCUGAACGAUGCCACAUUCCGGUAUGACUUGCUCCCUGUUGGCUCGGGGUGGGCGCAGCUUGUACUCUAUAUCCUGCUGUGGGUUCUUCCCAUUCUCAUGGGACUUGCAGGUGUUUACUUGUUCAUCCGGACGUUCUAUCGCGUCGAACUCAAUACGGACGGUAACAUGGCUACCAAGGCUGGCGCAAUGCCGCUUGUCUUCUGGCGCAGACUCAAAGACAAACUUGGCAGUGACGACGACUCGGUUCACGCAAUGUCUGACGUAUCAGGGCCGAUGGAUGUGGCAAUCGCUGGCGUUCCUGAAGAAAGACGGACAGUGUUGAUCGCUACUAUGGAAUACAACAUUGAGGACUGGAAGAUUAAGGUCAAGAUCGGUGGUCUUGGUGUGAUGGCGCAGCUCAUGUCUGCGAACUUGAAGCACCAGAACCUGAUCUGGGUGGUACCUUGCGUGGGGGAUAUUGAGUACCCCACAGACUCGCCCGCUGAACCUUUUACCGUCACUAUCUUGGAUAAGCCGUACCUCGUUAAUGUCCAGUACCACAUCGUGGAUAACAUUACCUACGUGCUUCUCGACGCGCCAGUCUUCCGUCAGCAAACAAAAGCAGAGCCUUACCCACCGCGUAUGGAUGAUCUUGAGAGUUCAAUCUACUACUCCGCCUGGAACCAGUGCAUUGCUGAGACUAUCAAGCGAUUCCCGUCGAUUAACCUCUACCACAUCAACGAUUUCCACGGCUGCUUGGCACCGCUCUACCUGCUGCCAAAUCAGACGAUUCCUGUUUGCUUGUCUCUGCAUAACGCUGAGUUCCAGGGUCUCUGGCCGCUACGAACCCAACAAGAGAAGAAGGAAGUCUGUUCAGUCUUCAACCUUCCCGUUGAAGUUGCUACCAAGUACUCUCAGUUUGGAAACGUGCUUAACCUUCUUCACACUGGAGCCAGCUACCUCCGAUUCCAUCAACGCGGCUUUGGCGCAGUGGGUGUGUCUAACAAAUACGGCAAGCGCUCUUGGGCUCGUUACCCAAUUUUCUGGAGUCUCGAGAAAAUCGGCAGUCUGCCUAACCCGGACCCUUCUGACACUGCUGCCCUUGACGAGAAUGCGGACGCUCCGCUCCUAUCCACGCAAGAACGAAUUGAGCACAAGCUGCAGGCGCAGAAGUGGGCUGGGCUAAACGAGGACCGUGACGCUGACCUGCUCGUGUUCGUGGGCCGAUGGUCGAAACAAAAGGGUGUCGAUCUGAUCGCCGAUGUCAUGCCGUCAAUCUUGUCCGCCAGACCUCAUGUCCAAUUGAUUUGUGUGGGCCCAACUAUCGAUCUCUAUGGUAAGCUGGCGGCGACGAAACUCGAGCGAAUCAUGGAGAUGUUCCCUGGAAGAGUUUUCUCUAAGCCAGAGUUCACGGUCUUGCCUCCUUAUGUCUUUUCCGGUGCUGACUUCGCGCUCAUCCCGUCGCGUGAUGAGCCCUUCGGCUUGGUUGCUGUUGAAUUCGGACGAAAGGGUGCCCUUGGAAUCGGUUCUCGUAUUGGUGGACUUGGCCAAAUGCCAGGAUGGUGGUACACUGUGGAAUCGGAUGCGACGCGCCAUUUGUUGCAUCAAUUGAAAAAGGCUAUCAAAUCUGCGCUCGACUCAUCACAGGAAACGCGCGAGGACAUGCGUGCCAAUUCCGCUAAGCAGCGUUUCCCUGUGCUCGAAUGGAUCCAGAAACUUGAAGUGCUGCAGCGUACCGCGAUCCAAAUCCAUUACAAGAAGAACCAGGGCACUGUUGUAGGUCCCAUGCCCGAAUCACAGACUUACUGGGAGACACCGAGUAUGCCUGCGAGUGCGCGCAACUCUACUUUGAGCCUUACUGGGCUUGCUGAUGGCGGCUCGGACAACUCUCCAGGAAAGGUGAUGCUGAACGCACAAUCGCGUCUCCAGGAAUUGCAGGCGGAUGACAACAGGAACAGCGGCCUCGGUCGCAAACUCUCUCUUGGCCGACGAGAUGGACCUGGUCAAGGCAAGAAGCUUUUUGGCAAGCCACGCAACAGCAGGAUUACUGAGCAAGACGACGACGACCUGACGGACUUCGAUGAAGAUACCGAUGCUAAUCAACAGUCGGACUACAUCUCUCCCGAUGAGGCGAUGAGGGCAGUCAAUAGCACUCUUGCGGCGCAGGAACUCGGACAGACCCUUGGAAACGGAAGCUCGCUCUCACUGGCCGGCCCUCGACGAGGUUCUCACCUUGUGGUGCCAGGCUCGCCGUCCCAAAUCUCGCGGGCUUCUUCUCCACUUCCGACACCGGGCGAGUGGCCUUUGACCCCAGGUCAAUUCAGCGAAACCACACCCUUCGCCCAUGCUCGCAAUGUGUCCGUUUUGUCUUUGCCGUCCGUCGUGGGUGACCACAGCCAUGGAAAUGAGACUCAGCCUGUCUUUGAACUACAGAAGGUUGACCCUACCUUCACGGACAGCAUGGGUCACUUCACUCGGCGCUUUGAGGAGCGUCUCAGGAAGUACGACAAGAACUCCAUCAACGACGACUGCAUCGAAACCUAUUUGAUGAAGAGUGAACGCAAGUUCUUCAACAUGUACAAUGACGCGCAGCUGAAGAAGCACAGCAUGGACCGUCCCAUGACCUCGCCUAAAUCCGAGAAUUUCCUCCAGGAUACUUCGUAUAACCGUGUCUCAGACGCCGGACCGAACUCCAAUGAAGACGAGAUCGACCGAUGGCUCUCCCGUCUGGGGUACAGUCGCCCGAUGUUCCUUCAGCGGUUCAUGAGACGGCGCAUCGGUAACUGGCCUAUUUACGCCCUGUUCCUCGGUCUCGGACAGAUCAUCGCGACCAACUCGGCGCAAAUGACCCUGUUGGCCGGUCAAGUCGGUGAAACGGCUACCAAGGUCUACAUCAUUGCCGCAAUUUACUGCAUUUCCUCGAUCUGUUGGUGGUUCCUUUAUUACACCCUGCCAUCCGUGAUCGUCCUCAGUCUUCCCUGGUUCAUUUACUGCAUGGCGUUUGUGGUUAUGGGUAUUUCACCGUUCGGUGCCUCCAGUCUCGGCCGCGCAUGGGCUCAAAACGUAGCAGCUGGUGUUUACGCUGCUGCCUCCUCCAGCGGUUCGCUCUUCUUCGCCCUGAACUUCGGUGAUCAGGGUGCAGUUCCCGUCAAGGAUUGGAUGUUCCGCGCCGCCAUGAUUCAGGGCAUUCAGCAACUCUACACCGUUGCCCUCUGGUACUGGAGUCAAAGAGUUACGACGGUCGAGGUUGCUGGUGUCUCCACUCUUGCUCUGAACACCUGGCGCCUGACCGCAGUCGUGAUGCCCAUCGCCGCCUUGUGUUUCGUGAUUGGUGUUAUCCUUGCUCUCGGUCUACCGAAGUACUACCGUCAAGCACCGAGCCGUAUCCUCGACUUUUACACCUCCCUCCUCCGCCGCCGCAUCGUCCUCUGGUUUUUCUUCAUGGUGAUCAUCCAGAACUGGUUCCUUGCCGCCGCAACUGGUCGCAACUGGUCCUUCCUGUGGGCUUCCAAGCAUACAAAGACCUGGGAAGUUGUUGUAAUGGUGAUCGGGUUCUUCGUCGUCCUUUGGAUUGCCGUAAUGCUUCUGUUCCGGUACCUGGGUAAGGAGCAUACCUGGGCCCUUCCCGUCUUCGGGUUGAGUCUCGGUGCUCCCCGUUGGGCCCAAACCUGGUGGGGAACUUCAAAUAUCGGACACUACCUUCCUUGGGCUGGUAGCCUUACGUCUGGCGCGCUUGUUUCGCGAGCAAUCUGGCUCUGGCUGGGUGUCCUCGAUGAAAUCCAGCAAGUUGGACUGGGUAUGAUUCUCCUGCAAACGUUGACCCGUGUUCACGUUUGUUUCGUUCUUUUGGCCGCGCAGGCCCUCGGUUCCAUCGCAACCAUGGCCGCUCGUGGCUUCGCCCCGAACAAGGUGGGACCGGGCGGUGUUUCCCCCGACGUGGGCACCAGUGUUGACAAGGUUGGAAACGCGUGGUUCUGGAUCUCGCUAUUCUUCCAACUUCUGGCAGCCUGGGGAUUCUUCUUCUUCUACAGAAAAGAACAGCUUAAUAGGCCUUGAUGUGAUCAUGACUUGUGCUUUAGUCUUGUUUUGCAUAUAUCCUUUUCAUUGCAUCUAUAGAAGGCCUGCAUAGACUCUUUUGGGUCUUUUUUUUGGUUUUGUCUUUGGUCUACUAAUGGUGGACUUUGUUCGUGUCUAGCGUUGCGAGUAUGAGAUAGAGUGAGUGUAUAUACUCAUGAGUACAUAGUUCGUUUUCUUGGAUAUGUAUUU
Aspergillus homomorphus CBS 101889 is the source of this 7628-nucleotide messenger RNA. RefSeq names its product alpha-1,3-glucan synthase Ags3 (gene ags3). The transcript is spliced from 4 exons. The coding region runs from base 240 to 7418 and encodes 2392 amino acids. The record is from RefSeq and is a predicted model, not a curated record. Gene Ontology annotation, molecular function: alpha-1,3-glucan synthase activity. Gene Ontology annotation, cellular component: fungal-type cell wall. NCBI's taxonomy places the organism in Eukaryota, Fungi, Ascomycota, Eurotiomycetes, Eurotiales, Aspergillaceae. Gene Ontology annotation, biological process: fungal-type cell wall (1->3)-alpha-glucan biosynthetic process.